Messenger RNA from Microdochium trichocladiopsis, 531 nucleotides. RefSeq lists its product as uncharacterized. NCBI's taxonomy places the organism in Eukaryota, Fungi, Ascomycota, Sordariomycetes, Xylariales, Microdochiaceae. The coding region runs from base 1 to 531 and encodes 176 amino acids. The record is from RefSeq and is a predicted model, not a curated record. The transcript is spliced from 5 exons.
AUGGCCCGUUUCGGCCAGCGCAACGGUCUUUCCUCCACUAGAGCAACGCAGCUCGCCCAUUCCAGAAGAAACCUGUCAUUCAUGACGACCACUACCGAGACGCCCCGUCGAUCAUGGGCCGGUGAGUCCGGAUCUGCUGUACAACCGGUCGGUCACACAAAGGUGGUGUCCCUCCACCCCUCCCAAAAGCGCCUGCAGCCAAGCGCAGGUGUCACAAAGUGGCGUACCACUCUCGCAUGGGCUCAGAUCUGCCGAUCCGGGGCCAUCUACACGGUCCGCAAGGCUAUUGGGCACAAGCGACUACAUAGAAACGAGCAUUAUUGCAAGCUUGAAGCAAUAUUGGCCCUGCUUCCCGAAGCAGCCAAAUCCGACAAUGACGGCUCAUUUACGUUGUUUUGUCAUAUUCCUGAUGUAAACCGUGCAGAUAGUGUCCUUGCGGGCCGCACUGACAGGAUGAUCUAUGUGACAAAGAUUGGCCGCGGAAGAGUCUCAUCUAGCAUUCUAUUCGGCGAUCUAAGUGCAAGCGGCUAA